UCCCACUCCACUCUGUAACCUGGGCAUUGGUGCUGGGGAGGCUGGAAACUUGUGCAGUACCAGAGACCUCAGCUCACAAUGUUUGAACAUGAUGGGUAACAGAAAAGUGGAUAAAAACGGUGAUUGUGAAAAAGACAAUCUUCAGAAAAGUGAGCAGCAAUGUAAACAAUGCAAAAUGACCAAAGAUGAAAUGGAAUCUAAUUCUCUGACAUCCAAAGUGAAGCCAAAUGACUCAACAGUUUUUACAUGCUCAGUUCAGGAUUCUGGUGGAGGAGCUUCAUCGAUCUGUCCGUCCUGGAUGACACUCUCAGGGCCUGGAUGUGAAGACCACCACUUGUUCUUGGUGGUAAAUCUGAGUGAAUCUGAUGAAAUAUUUUCUACUGACAAAAAACCCACAUCGCUGACAGUGUCAGAGAGAGACAAUGUGACUUUAACCUGCCAAUUUGAAUUUCGUAAAAGCCGACCCUUCGCUCUCCUUUGGAUCACAUCAGAAAACAAGUGUCAGUCCUCCAUUCACACUGAACAAUAUGAGGUACAUUCUAACGCACGCUGCUGUGUGGAUGGCAAGUCAGCACAAAGAAUUUUUAACCACACCUCACGCAAUCCGACUGAGAAAAUACAGUUUCUCAACCUUACUAUUCACUCAGUGGAGAUGACAGAUAGUGGCAGAUAUCUUUGCGUUUUUCACUGUAUGGAGUCAGGGCAACCUGUCUGGAAGAUUGCAGCAAACAUCUCCCUCAAUGUGACAGAGUCGUGCAUGGAAUCUACACACAGCCCCACCUCAGCAUCUGGACCAUCUGUAGUGACCAGCAGUGGAGUUCACACAAACAGAAAGCAUCCUUGUUCCAGUUGCAGCAACAUACGGAUUUCUGUCCUCGUGUUUUAUGCGGUUGCACUGAUUUGCAUUCAUGGAGUAACUUGCAGAAACAGCAGGCUAAGACCCUCCAAAAAAGCUCCAAGUAGGAAUCCAUGAACACCAGCUCGCCCCCCGAAGGCACGACCCAAUGUCACUGGUUUCCAUCCAUGAGGACCAAGAAGGACACCAGUUCGACUGGAACAACGUGAAGGUACUGGCACAAGGAAAUACCAAACAAGAACGGGAAUUUAUCGAGGCAUGGUACUCAUCCGAAGAAGCAAUAAACAAGCACAUCGAAAUCGAUCCAGCCUAUCAACCAUUACGGACAAGGGAACAACGAACUCGGGGGAACCGCGGAAGAGACCAAAUGCCACAAACCCAAGGCACGCAGAAACGAUUCAAACAACCUCCAAGCAGCCAAUCAAAUGGCGACUUGACAAACCAUAACACAAACUUGAUUUAGGUUACUAAAAUAUCUACCAAUCAAAAUCGAGAACAUUAACUACUCUCAGGCAACCUAUAUAAAUGCGAGCACCAGAGGAAUCACCCACCUACGCACUGAUGAUGUCUUCUUGACUGGAGAUGAAAAGUUUGCAAUUCAUUUGCCAAGCUCGGCGAGCAAACCAACAGCCAAACCCAUUUGAAAUCAAUUUCUGAUUCUGACAAUUCCUGUAUCUAGAGCAUCUUGGAAUAUCCUGAUUCAAUAAUAGAGUGUACCGCAUAUAAUGCUUUUACAUUGUUCAAAUCUUACACUGUGAAAUGGUUCCCAUGUUGUAUUUUCAUUAUUGUUAGUGACAGAGACGAACAUGGAACUCAAGAAGUGAAAUGUAAGUAGAUUCAGUCAUUCAGUUUCAUUGUCUGUGCCAACACCAAUUCUCUUUGAUCUUUAUAAAAAAGAACUGCAGAUGAUGUAAAUCAGAAACAAAAACAGAAAUUGUUGGUAAAGCUCAGCAAGCCCGGCAGCAUUUGUGAAGAAAAUAUUCCAGCUCAUGUUUCAGGUCAGGUGGCCCUAAUGCGUCAAUUCUGAUUUGUCUCCACAGAUGCUGCCAGACCUGCUGAGCUUUCUUGCAAUUUCUGUUUUCAUCUUUGAUCUUUAUGUCAUGAUUUGAAGCAGUCCCAAUAUUUGAUCAUAUCGCAUGAAGUGGAGCCCAUUAAAUGUAUUGUCCUCUCUUGCUGUCCAGGCAGAGACCGCAGGGACGAUAAACAUGAGGGUACAUCUGAUAUCCUUAAAAUUCAAUGUGUCUUCACAGGUUGUAAGAGAGAAAACACUUGAAAUGCAAGGCUUCCUGCAAAUAAAUCUUCUCAACUAUUCUGCUGAUUAAGUUAAAGCCCUGGCAGCAGCUCCUUGGCUCAUAGGCUGUGCUAAAGUGACAUGGCCACCAACAUACAACAGAAAGACUGUCACUUUCUGAGAUUCCAUUCUGAAGCAGGGGACUGACGUCUUGGAAAAUGGGAUAUGUUCAGGGCUGCAAUUGCUCUUCGACUGUUUCAAUUCUGAUUGAAACAAGAAUGUGAGGCAGUGUGAAAUUCAUGGAGUAUCACAUCAUUGGCAAAGACCAAUUUUAACCUCAUCUCUAUGGAACCUCCUGAAGAAGAACAGUGCCACACUGCUUAUGAUGUAGCUCAUGCUAUGGAAAAUCAUUCAAUAAACAUUGUUUUAAAAGCAUAAUUAAAUGGGGAAAUAACUUAGAACUUAAGCAGGAACUUUAUCCAAAUUAAUCAAAUUGAUGAUCUGUCCACAGUGAGGACAAAACAAUAAGGCCUAGGAGAACUCCAGGACGGCUCCCAAUGUGAGCCAGUGACUCAAUACGCUCAGGACCCCCAGAGAUAAAGGUGGUGGGGCAUGUCAUCUGUUUGGGUGAUGAUAUAUGGUCCAUGCAUCACCCUGAUUAAAUUCUGCUGAGUACGUGAGGAGCAGAGGAUGUGUUUAGGUGGGGAGGAGGU
Messenger RNA from Stegostoma tigrinum, 2800 nucleotides. RefSeq lists its product as uncharacterized. The transcript is spliced from 4 exons. The coding region runs from base 89 to 973 and encodes 294 amino acids. Lineage: Eukaryota; Metazoa; Chordata; Chondrichthyes; Orectolobiformes; Stegostomatidae. The record is from RefSeq and is a predicted model, not a curated record.